AUGACACGAUUUUCAAAAAAAUCUUCAACUCUAUCAUUAACUUCAAAUUUAAGUGUUUUGUCAACUUCUAAAUCAUAUAAUGCUUUGGAUCAUUUUGAAACAUGUAUUUAUAUUACAAAAAAUCUUAAUUCACCAAUUCCUGAAAGUUAUAAAAAUUUUUAUGAAUCAUAUAUAAAAUAUAUUUCAUUUAAAAAAUAUCCUCAAAUUGAUAAAAGAUUUGAUCUUGAUAUUGUAAAAAGACCAUUAAUUAUAAGUUGUUGGGAUGUAACAAAAUACAUGACAGAACUUGCUUUACCAGAAAAAAUUAAUAAAUUAAAAUACAAUUAUAAUUGGAGUAUGGAGAGAUGGAAAAUAAUGUAUAAAAAAAGAAUUACAAUUGAGAGAUUCAAAAAUUCAAUUGAAAAAGUUAUAGAAAAUUUAAAGACAAAAAAACCAAUUGUAAGUAUAAAAUGUGAUCCAUGGAUUCAUUUUAUGCCUGAUCCUUAUCUAGAUUCAACUGUUUACUCAACAAAAUAUUGUUUAAAAAAAGUUAAAGAAAAAAAUUAUAGUUAUUUUGUUUGUGAUGAAGAAUAUUUAAAUGAAGAUAAAUAUAAUUAUUUUUAUUUAAAUGGUUUUAAAGAAACUUUAGAAGAUAGUGAAGAAGAAGAUAUUGAAUUACCUUCUAGUUUUAAUAAUAAUUAUCAUUAUAAAGAUGGUCUUAUUAGAGUAGAAAAGAAAAAAAAAUCAUAUGCAAAAAAAUUUUCAAGUGCAAAACUUAAUAUUUCCAAUAAUAAUUCUCACAAAACUGAAUUUAUUUAUUUUGUUAAAAAAAUAAUCAUGGAAAGAAAAAGAACAAAUCCCAGUGGAGAUCCUUGGGAUGCUUUUUUUUAUAUCCACAUGGAACCGGAUAAAAAAAAUUUAACUUUUAAAGUAAAUAUAAAAGAAUUAAAAGUUGAAAAACAUUCUUCAUCUACGGUGGUACAAUGUUUAGAUGAAAAUAUAACAGACAACGACAAUGAAAUAAUAAGUCCUUUGUGUAGUACCUCUUUGUCUCCUAAAUCAUCUGAUUAUGAUAAUCAAAUUUUAAGCGAUGUCAGUGAAAUAGAAAAUGUCAAUGAUACUGAAUUAAUUGAAAAAAACAAAGAAGAUUUUGAAAAAUUAAAUUUAAAUGAUAAAGAAUGUAAUCAAUUAGAUAAAAAUGAUAAUUUUAUAGCAAAUGAAGAUAUUAUUAAUUCUCCAAAAUAUUCAAAUGAAAGUAUGGGUUUAAGUAGAAAGAUAAAUUCAGUUAAUAAUUUACCUCCACAAUUUUUUAAAAUUAAUAAUAUCAUUAAACAUAAUGAUGAUAAUAUAUCAGAAAAGGAAGAAAUUAUUAUUCAACCAAUAUCAAAAGACAAUAUAAUUAAAUCUUGUGAUCAUGAAACUAACACAUUACCUUUAAUUUACAAAAAAACACAAAUGUAUACUAGGAAAUAUAAAAAUGUUUAUGGUGAGAAAAAGAAAACAUUUCCAAUAAUUUCUAAAAAACAAAUUAUACAACCAUUAAAUUGGAAAGUAUCUACUAUUGUUAGAUAUUCUCCAGAUGGAAAAACACAUUCAAAUCGUUCAUUCUACCUACCUCGAAUUGUUUGCUCCAAUUUACAGCAACUACCAAAAACAUCAGUAAAUGUUCCAUUCUCAUCUAAUUUAAGUUCAUUACCACAACUUUCAUCAACAUCCCGACCACCAUCCUCUUUAAAAAAUAAUUUCAUUUCAUCGUCUCGUCAGAAUUUGUCAUCGAAACUAUUUUAA
This is a messenger RNA of Strongyloides ratti, 1767 nucleotides long. RefSeq lists its product as hypothetical. The transcript has 3 exons. The record is from RefSeq and is a predicted model, not a curated record. Bases 1 to 1767 code for a protein of 588 amino acids. Lineage: Eukaryota; Metazoa; Nematoda; Chromadorea; Rhabditida; Strongyloididae.